This is a messenger RNA of Rubroshorea leprosula, 1376 nucleotides long. Lineage: Eukaryota; Viridiplantae; Streptophyta; Magnoliopsida; Malvales; Dipterocarpaceae. The record is from the annotation of a GenBank genome assembly.
CUUUCGUUAGCAGGACCUUUGGUAUAUAGUUCACACUUCCUUAUGAUCAGCUUCUCCUCGAGCACUCAGUUUUACAUAAUUCUUCCAUCCCUAAUCUAAACCCAUAUCCAUCCUUGAAAGACCAAGGAUAUUAGUUUCCUUGAUUUCAACUCCUUUUUAAUGGAGGUCAUAACACAAGCCUCAGAAUCAAAACAACUAGUGAUGGCCGGAAACAGUAGUGAACAUGACCAAAAGUCCAUCACCAAGAACCGCUACCUCCCUCUCUUGAUCACCAACUAUUUUUGCCUCUUCCUCGGCUCUGUAUCCUCUACCUUGAUCUCCAAGUACUAUUUCCUCCACAAGGGAUCCAGCCGUUGGGUCUCCACAUGGGUCCAAUCCGCCGGAUUCCCCCUCCUUCUCUUCCCUAUUUUCCUCCCUUGCUAUCUCAAAUGCACUCCAAGAAAACCCUUCACAAAUUUCACCCCAAAACUGCUAAUCCUUUCAAUCUUAAUAGGCCUCAUGUUAGGCAUAAACAACCUUCUCUUCUCUUGGGGAAACUCUUAUCUACCCGUCUCGACUUCCUCUCUUCUUUUAUCAUCCCAAUUGGUAUUCAAUCUCAUUCUCUCUGUCAUCAUCGUCAAGCAGAGAGUCACCUUCACUAAUCUAAACUGCGUGGUUUUGCUCACCCUCAGCUCUGUCCUCUUAGCCCUCAGCCCGGCACACGACCGAGCUGCGGGCCUAACCCGAGCCAAAUACUUUGUAGGGUUUUUCUCCACCAUAGGUGCAGGGCUGUUGUUUGCCCUGUAUUUACCGAUGAUGGAGAUGAUAUACAGGAAGGUUUACUGCUUCUCCAUGGUCAUGGAAAUGCAGCUGGUAAUGGAGGUGGCGGCAACGGUGCUGGCGACAGUGGGGGUGGUUUGGGAUGGUGGGUUCAGGGAGCGCAGGGUGUUCGACAAGGGUGAGAGGGUCUACUGGGUAACGGUGGUGGGGAACGUGGUGACGUGGCAGCUGUGCUUUAUGGGGACGGCUGGGAUGGUGUUCCUGACGAGUUCGAUAACGGGAGGGAUUUGCAUGACAGCGCUGCUGGCAAUGAACGUGUUGGGAGGGGUUUUGGUUUUCGGGGAUGAGUUUGGCGGCGUGAAGGCGGUGUCAACAGUGCUGUGUGGGUGGGGGUUUUGUUCAUAUGUGUACGGUAUGUAUGUUAAGAUGAAGCUAGAGAUAGAUGAGAAAACUGAACCAGCUGGCAACAGUGACCAUCAGGCGAUGGAGAUGGUACAGAUUGUGACACCGGUGGCGGUAGACCAUUGUGUCCGAUAAUGAUAGUAGUUUUUCAAACUUAUAUUUUAAUAAUGUAAUUUUUGUAAGAAAAUUUCUAAAAAUAAAUUAUGUUUUUAAUA